UCGAGCGAGUGUCUUCGCACAAAAUGAUCGGCUUCAUAAUAACGUCAUUUUUGAUUACACUAUGUGUCGUGCGUUUAUAUAAAAAUGCAUAUAAAAGGCCGUUGGACACAUUUCCACCAGGACCGAUUAGCUUACCAGUUUAUGGGGCUUACUGGAUCGUACUUAUGAGAGAGAUUAACAAUUUGGGAGGAUCGCUUAGAAAGCUCGCUAGAUAUUACGAUACAAAGGUACUAGGAAUGUAUCUCGGGAAAUUCCCUACAAUUGUUGUUGACGAUCCAAAAUUAAUAAAGGAAACACUGAAUAAUGAAGAUUUCGAUGGCCGCUUGGAUAUCAUCAUAUCCCGCUUACGAUCGUUUUGGAAAAGACUCGGUAUAUUCUUCACAGACGGAUACUUUUGGCACGUUCAGAGAAGAUUCACCCUUAGGUACAUGAGGGAUUUUGGUUUCGGAAGGAGAGAUGAAACCCUUGAAACUGUUAUAGCUAAUGAGACUAAGGAAAUGGUUGAUUUGGCGCUAAAUGGACCAAAGUAUCCCGAGGAAAAGGAAUUAGUCAAAGGAGACCUUAUAUUUCUACAACAUUUCUUCGCUGUGCCGUUUAUAAAUGGCAUUCUUCAUAUUUUUACGCGGUCGACUAUACCGAGAUCUGAAUACCACGUCCUUUGGGACCUGGCACGCAAAACCCUGCUAUUUCAACGAGGAACUAAUGACUUAGGUGGUGCAAUAACCCUGACUCCUUGGUUAAAAGAUGUGAUGCCAAACUACAGCGGUUACACAAAUCUGUGUAAAGGAAAUCAAAAUUUAUUGGAUUUCUUUAGUAAACUUAUAAAACAAACGUACGUCACCCAGGAUGAUAGCCACGACCGUCAUUUCUUAGAUUGUUAUAUAAGAAAAAUGAAAGAAGAACAAAAAAGCGGACGCCGCACAACAUUUUCAGAUGAACAACUUCAACUGGUCUGUACGGACUACAUGUUUCCGGCAGCGACUGGAAUACAAUCGGUGCUCACAUUUCUAAUCGAAAGAAUACUUCUACAGCCCGAGAUACAAGAUAAAAUUCAUGAAGAGAUCGACAGGGUAGUUGGACGCGACCGCCUUCCCACGCUUGAUGAUAGACAGAACAUGCCUUAUUUGGAAGCUUGUCUGCGAGAGAUAAUGAGAUUCGAGACACUUGUGCCGCUUGGGGUACCACAUCGCACAAUGAAGGACUGUAAGCUGGAAGGCUACGAUAUUCCAGAGAAUACAGUAGUAGUAUUCAAUUACGUCACUCUUCAUUUUGAUAAGGAUAUUUGGGGCGAUCCGGAAAAUUUUAGACCAGAACGUUUCAUAACAAACGGAGUAUUAGAUUUAUCCAAGGACAAAUCUCUACCAUUUGGAGCUGGUAAAAGGCUGUGUGCGGGUGAAACUUACGCGCGUCAGUCAAUGUUCCAAGUCUUUGCCGGAUUUAUGCAAGCGUUCAGUGUAUCUACAGCCGACGGUAAACCUCUUACGAAACCUGCCCGGAGAAUCCAAGGCAUCAUCACAACUGUACCUGAAUUCUGGGUGCGUGUCACACCUAGAGUAUAUGAAAUUAAUAAAAAAUAAGCUAAUUUUAUAAUUAUAUUAUCAGCUGCCAAAUAAAUUGUAUAUUUAUUAUUUAUUUUAUUUAUUUGUAUUGUACACUUGCAGACUUUUGAAUACAUUGAAUGGAAUGUAUGUACUUAUAACAAAAGUACACAACAUUCACACAUUUUAUCGUGUAAACUUAAUUUUAAGUAACUUAAAUGUGAUAUAGGAAACAAAAAAUUAAAGCCAAAAAAUAUUAUAUAUAAAGAAAAUUACUAACUCAUAUUUCCGAAUUUAGUUGGAAGAUAAGUAAGCAAUUUUUCAUUUUUAUGAUGUAUUCACCGAAAAAUGACUGAUGACGAUGAUUUUUCUGAAGACAUCAUGAAUCAUGAAAUAUUUCGAUGUCAAGUUAUUUUGAGAUUUCAUUAUAUUAUUAUUUCAUUAUUUAUUUUAGCACAUUUGCGUAAAAUGGGAUACAGAUUUCCGAGACAAGUUUUAAUCCAAUCUUAUUUACCUACUGAUAAUUAUGAUAACUAUCAUAAGUUCAAUCGAUUUAUCAAAUAUAAUUUAGUAAAAAUGUGAUAUCUAUUUCUAAAUAUUAAUGUUUUAGAUCUUUUUGAUCUAAUGUUUGUUCAAUUAAACCUAAUAAGAUUAGUUAGUCACAAGACAAUCAAGGUUUAUUGAUCGUGUUGUGACCAACUAAAAUAAACACUUAUUUGUAUGAU
Molecule: messenger RNA, 2263 nt
Organism: Vanessa atalanta (red admiral)
Lineage: Eukaryota; Metazoa; Arthropoda; Insecta; Lepidoptera; Nymphalidae
Gene: Cyp304a1
Product: probable cytochrome P450 304a1
Exons: 9
Coding region: 24-1577 (517 amino acids)
Molecular function (GO): oxidoreductase activity, acting on paired donors, with incorporation or reduction of molecular oxygen; heme binding; monooxygenase activity
Source: RefSeq, a predicted model, not a curated record